GUGUUAUAUAACGAAAUUUUGUGUGGAAGGCGUUGUGUUUGUAAAAAGAUCUAAAAUUAUAUUCGAGAAAUAGUGAUGGUGCUUGAAAAAACAAUGAAGAGAUCAAAAGACUUGAAAAUUGCGGUGACGUGUAGUAGUAACCAAAACCGAAGUAUGGAAGCUCACGGUGUUUUGAGCAAACGAGGUUUUAAUGUACGUUCUUAUGGUUCUGGAUCAUAUGUGAAGUUACCUGGACCUACUGCUGAUAAACCAAACAUAUAUCAUUUUAAUACACCUUAUGAUCAAAUGUAUCAAGAUCUUGCUCGUAAAGAUCCUAUACUGUAUAAGCAAAAUGGCAUUCUUCAUAUGUUGGAUCGCAACAGAAGAAUAAAAAGAUCUCCCGAACGCUUCCAGGAUGAUAAAAGUUCGGAGUUUGAUAUUAUAAUUACUGCUGAAGAGAAAGUUUACGAUCAGGUUCUGGAAGAGUUCAAUAGGCGAGAGCCUCAAUCAUACAGACCUGUACAUAUAAUAAAUAUUGAAAUAGCCGAUAAUCAUGAAGAAGCAACUUUAGGCGCAUUUCAAAUUUGUGAGCUUUGUGAAAAGCUCGAAAAACCAGACGACUUGGAUGAUGACAUUGCAGAAAUAUUGGAAGAAUGCGAACGAAAAUUUAAGCGGAACAUUUUACACACUGUUGCGUUCUACUAGUAUUAUAAAUACAACUUUGAAUCGUGGAAUUGGUUUCAUGGUUUAAUCGGCUAAAAAAUAAAAAUUUCGUGCCAAGCACACCUGCAUGACUUAAGUUUUUCAAACAAAAAAUUUAUGUCUAUUAGAUUUAGCGCUUUGUAUCCGACCUGUAAAUAUUGUUUUGCAAAUUUGUAAAUAUUUUUAUACUUAGAAAAAAUUAAAUUUAUUUA
Hydra vulgaris (swiftwater hydra) is the source of this 893-nucleotide messenger RNA. RefSeq names its product RNA polymerase II subunit A C-terminal domain phosphatase SSU72. Gene Ontology annotation, molecular function: RNA polymerase II CTD heptapeptide repeat phosphatase activity. Gene Ontology annotation, biological process: termination of RNA polymerase II transcription. The record is from RefSeq and is a predicted model, not a curated record. Lineage: Eukaryota; Metazoa; Cnidaria; Hydrozoa; Anthoathecata; Hydridae. Gene Ontology annotation, cellular component: nucleus; mRNA cleavage and polyadenylation specificity factor complex.